Coccomyxa subellipsoidea C-169 is the source of this 990-nucleotide messenger RNA. Its product is annotated as putative replication factor C 37 kDa subunit. Gene Ontology annotation, cellular component: nucleus; DNA replication factor C complex. The record is from RefSeq and is a predicted model, not a curated record. Gene Ontology annotation, biological process: DNA-templated DNA replication; DNA repair. Gene Ontology annotation, molecular function: ATP binding; ATP hydrolysis activity; DNA binding. The coding region runs from base 1 to 990 and encodes 329 amino acids. The transcript is spliced from 8 exons. Lineage: Eukaryota; Viridiplantae; Chlorophyta; Trebouxiophyceae; Coccomyxaceae.
AUGGCGCAUUUAGCUCAACCGUGGGUGGAUAAAUAUCGACCAAAAAGCGUGAAUGAGGUGGCACAUCAAGAAGAAGUAGUACAUACUCUUCAAAAGGCGCUUGAAUCAGCAAAUUUGCCCCACCUGCUUUUCUAUGGGCCGCCAGGGACUGGCAAAACUUCCACAGCUCUGGCUAUGGCCAGGCAACUCUAUGGGCCAGAAUUAGCCAAGGCAAGGGUGAAGGAGCUGAAUGCCAGUGACGAGCGAGGCAUCAAUGUGGUGCGGGAGAAGAUCAAAUCAUUUGCAGCAACGUCGGUGGGGCAGCCUGUCCCUGGCUACCCCUGCCCACCCUUCAAACUGCUCAUCCUGGACGAGGCUGAUGCCAUGACACAGGAUGCUCAAAACGCGCUGAGGCGGACGAUGGAGGCGCACAGCAAGGUGACGCGCUUCAUCUUCAUCUGUAACUACGUCUCGCGCAUCAUUGAGCCGCUCGCGUCCCGAUGCGCCAAGUUCCGGUUUCGGCCGCUGCACGGUGGCAUCAUGUCCGCGCGCAUCUCCCACAUCUGCAAUGAGGAGGGAGUGCAGCUGCAGGAGGGAGCCAUGGAGACGCUGGGGAAGGUGUCAGGCGGCGACCUGCGGAAGGCCAUCACCACCCUGCAGUCAGCCGUGCGCCUGAAGGGGUUGCAGGUGGAGCCGCAGACUCUGCUGGACGUGUCGGGUGCGGUGCCGGAGUCUGUGACGCAGUCGCUGCUGCAGGCAUGCAGGACCAGGACGGUGUCCAGCGUGCAAGCAGCCAUCACCGACGCCAUUGCCGACGGCUGGGGGGCACAACAGCUGCUGCUGGAGUUCCAGGCGGGUCUGUUGAAGGACCAGACGCUGAAAGAUCCACAAAGAGCGCGGAUCUGCACAGUGCUGGCAGAGGCGGACAAGUGCCUGGUGGAUGGGGCGGACGAGUUCCUGCAGCUCCUGCACGUGGCCUCUGUCGCCCAGCAGGCCAUCUGCGCGGCUUGA